AUGCCGGCGGCAGCACCCCAGGAACUGAGGGGGGCCGCCUCCGCGGAACCCGCCGUGGCCGCCGGAAGCCCCGGGAUCCUCCCGCGCGGCGCCCGCUUGCUGGGGCCCGCGGCGCGGCCCGACGGGGUGCGCGGCUCCCGGCUCGGGAGUGCGCCGCGCGGCCCGGGGAGGUGCAAGGCCGGGCUUCGGUUUUGGUUUCAAGCCGAAAGCAGCGGCGGCGCCCGCCCGGCGCAGCGCAGGUCGGAGAGAGGCAGCGCGCAGGCCGAGACGCUCGCGGGCCCGGCUCGCCGCAGCCCAGGAGGCGGCUGCCAACAGCUGCGCCGCGGAGCGGGCGGGGCGGGGGCGGAGCGGUCCUGUGCCCGCGGCGGCCCGGCCCCCGCGAGCCCCCGCGAGCCGCGGCUCGCCCGGCGGACCCCGCCGAGGCUCGACCUCCGCGGGCCACGCCGCGCUCCCGCCGCUCGCUGCAGACCCCGCGGCCGCCCGGGAACGCGGCCGUGCGCCGAGGCCGCCCGCUGGCCACUCCGCAGGCGCGCGCUGCGGCCGCCGCGCCCUGGGCGCGCGCUCACGGCAAUCGUAGCGCAGUGGGACAAGUUCUUGCACGACGCGUGUGCCGAGAUCUGUGCCCACGAGCGCCUUCCGCCCCGGUACGAAGAGAAUCCAUCAUCCAAGUACUUCAAGCACAGGAACAGGCUGAAGCGGCCCUGCCCCCUGAACAGCCGGCGGUGGAGAUUUGUGGAAAAGGGGCUGGAUGACUUCAGGAACGGUUGCCUGUCUCACCGAGGUCUCAUCAUUAGGGGCCCUGAGGAGGGCUCUCUCCCCCAGAUUCCUCACAGAGCUCCCCAAUCUACCCCAAAGAAGGGGCAAAAGGCACCUGUGAAGGAAGCAACCCUGUUUCCCAAGCUCUCACAAGCCCAGCAGGCACGGAAAGCAUUCCUGGAGGACGUGGAAGCCCAGCUGACCCGGCACCCCUUGGCUCUCUACCCGAAUCUGGAAGAAGAUAUGCCUGCAGAGCUCUUAUUAAAGGUGCUGGAAGUGCUGGAUCCAGACAGGAAACUGGAGGACACAUGGGCUUCUUGUCAGAGCACCAAGAAAAUAUUGAAGGAACCCACAAAACUUUUAAAAAAAUGUCCUACCCAAGUCUACCUGGGACCCCCCAAGAAGACUUCUGUGCCACAUCCAGGACAAUGGCUUUAUAAAGAGAAAAAGACCAAUGAAACAGAUUUGCUCCAUGAAAAUGGUUCUCUGCUUCAUAAAAAUGUACGCCAAGUUGUUCAUGACUUCUGCCACUGGGCCACUGACUUUGGUUGUUUGAAUAUUGAUGAGGAGUUUAUCCUGAAACAGUUCAACAUUGACUAUCAGAGCAAAACAAGCUGUGAUGUGCUCCGCACGAUGAGACUGAACCAGGUUCCUCUGGAGCUAAAGAAGACUGUAGGGCUAAAUAAACUGCAGGAGCCAGAGAUUUUCCAUAAACUACACUGUGAGCAGAAACUACAGAAUCCCUAUAAGCCAAAGUGGGUGAAAAUGAGAUAUGGAGCUUGGUAUCUGAACCCCAAGUUGUGGAAAAAGCAGAGAGCAGAUGAACCCUUGGUUGACCCUAAGAUCUCACAGAAAGCUCAAGAUGAGAAUUUUAAAAAGGAGCUGCAGGAGCAGGAGGAGUUACUUGCGGACCUUCAUGGAACAGCUGCUUUUAAAGAUUUCGUUCUAUGCAGGGGCUACCGGAUGCCGAAUGUGAGUAAAGCAUGGUUUCAGAAAAGCCAACGGAGGGACCCACCAGCCGUGAUGGGAGGAGUCAGCACCCCAGCAAAGUAAAACACUUCCCUUACAGGCUUAUGCCAGAACUCAGCUCACUGGAAGAAGGGCGUUCUUUUCCCUAAACAGGAGCCCAGAGUGACACCAAAGUGAAAGGGAUCUACAUGUAGGAGAUGUGGCCUUCAAAUUGCCUACUUUUAAUUCUCGAUUCCUUGAGAAGAUAACUAUCAG
Messenger RNA from Talpa occidentalis (Iberian mole), 1980 nucleotides. RefSeq names its product family with sequence similarity 47 member E (gene FAM47E). The coding region runs from base 1 to 1809 and encodes 602 amino acids. The transcript has 9 exons. Lineage: Eukaryota; Metazoa; Chordata; Mammalia; Eulipotyphla; Talpidae. The record is from RefSeq and is a predicted model, not a curated record.